ACGGCCGGGCUAGGGGGAGGGAGGUGUUGAAUGUUGACAGUUUUUUCUCCAAAAUGAUAUCAGUAAUAAUUGUUGGGCAGGGCGCGGAGCGGGAUGCGAGGGAGAUAGUGACUGACGCCAGCCGAUGAUGCUGCGAUGCUGCGGCGCGAUGAAAGACGGUCACAAGGAGACACCGCUUUGCUGCUCUUGCCCUCUUGCUGCUUGUGGUGUCAGCCCCAUUCGACCGGACUCGUGCGCGCCCCGCCCUAAUGUGACUGAGAUCGCUUGCAGAGUGCCGGCGGGGCCGGGGAUGCGUUGCUGCUGACAGCCUGCUGACGCCCUGACGCCCACCGCCACGAUGAUGACGCCCUUGCUCGCCUGCUUCCUGGCCGUGCUGGCGGCCUGCCCCGGCGCCCAUGCCGCCGCCCGGUCCACGCCGCCGCAGCCGCGCCUCCAGAGGGUGGCCGAAGUGCUGACCAAGCCGUUCGCCCCCGACGAGGCCGCCAUCUCCAGCACGUGCCGCCAGCACUCCCAGCUGUACCUGCACCACCUCACGCAGCUCGCGCCCUGGGCCUUGCAGAUGUACGACUCGUCCACCAAGAUCCCCGCCUCCAUCAUGGCGGGCAACAUCCAACAGCUGGGCAACUUCGACCAGUGCGUGGCCAUUCGCAUGGCUUCGGACACCGGCUCAGACGUGUUCCGGGGCAAGCACUGCACGGCGCAAGUGUCCUUCCGCAUGCCCGCGGCGGCUGGGGAGUCCCCCCUGGGUGACCUGCUGCUGGCCGCAGCGACAGCGUCGGGCGCGGCGCCCAGCAACACGAGCGCGGCGUUCGACUGGGCGUACUGCGUGCCGUCGUCGUGCUCCUCCAGGGACGUGGAGGCCGCCCUGUCGCUGCGCCUGGCCACCCUGGUGGGCCCCACCGCGGCGCGCCCCAUCGUCACCGUGGACGACGGCGCCUGCCUGUCCGCGGACACCGGCCGCCAGAACACCCCUCUGCAGGCCAACGAUAUCGCCUUCAUCUGCCUGCUGCUGGUGACCAUGUACAUCAUCGGGGCCAGCACCAUCUACGACGUCAUCUGCACCGCGCCCAAGGAGGACGUGCUCACCCCCGGCAGCAAAAGCUCCGCUCCCCGCACCUCGCGCCUGCAGGAGAUGUUCGUGGCCUUCUCGCUGCGCCGCAACGGCGCCGCGCUGCUGUCGACGGCGAGGUCCGGCGACACAAUGGGCUGCCUGCACGGGCUGCGCGUGCUCAGCAUCUCGUGGGUCGUGCUGCUGCACUCGUUCUACAUGGAGGCCGUCUCGCCCAACAUCAACCGGGCCGUGGUGCCCAAGCUGGGCGACUCGUGGGGCAACAUGGUGCUGAUGAACGCCACCCUGUCCACGGACACGUUCCUGCUCCUGUCCGGCGCGCUGCUCGCCAUCAGCUUCCUGCGGUCCUCGUCCAAGGCCCCCGAGGCGGCCUUCAACCCCCUGCCCUUCUACCUGCACCGCUACGUGCGCCUCACGCCCGUGUACGCCGUCGUCAUGUGGUUCUACGCCAGCCUGCUGGUGCGCCUGGGCAGCGGGCCGCUGUGGGACCGCCUGGUGGGCGUGGAGGCGGACAACUGCCGCGCCAACUGGUGGACCAACCUGGCCUACGUUAACAACUUUGUCCAAAUCUCCGCGCCGUGCAUGAACCAGACGUGGUACCUGGCCGUGGACAUGCAGCUCUUCUGGCUGUCCCCGUUGGUGCUGCUGCCGUUGCGGUGGUGGCCGCGACUGGGCCGCGCGCUGCUGGCGGCUCUGGCCCUGGUGUCCGUCGCCGUGCCUUUCACCAUCACCUUCGUCGAGAGGCUGCCUGGCGCCAUGUUGUACACCCUCGAUCAGUCGCUGCUGGGCCAGGUCUUCGUCCAGGUGUACACCCGCGUGUACAACCGCGCGGGCCCCUACCUGGUGGGCAUCGCGUUGGGCUGCGUGCUGACGAGGGUGCGCGGGCGCGCGGUGCGGCUGUCCGGCCUGGUGGUGGCGGCGGGCUGGACGGCGUCGACGGCCAUGUGCCUUGCCGUGCUGUUCGGCGUGUUCGGCUUCUACCAGCGCUGGCACACCUACUCGCCCCUGGAGGCCGCGCUGUACGCCGGCCUGCACCGCACGGUCUGGGCCGCGGGCGUGGCCUGGGUGGUGUUCGCCUGCGUCACGGGCCACGGCGGCCCGGCCGAGGCCCUGCUGUCCUGGCGCCCGUUCGGCCCCAUGGCGCGCCUCUCGUACUGCGUGUACCUCACCCACUAUGCCGUCAUCAUGGUCAGCCACGGGCUGCGGCGCGCGCCCGGCUACUUCAGCACCUUCUUGACGAUUCAAGGCGCCAUGGGCACGCUCGUCACCUCCUUCGUCAUCUCUGCGGUGCUGUCCCUGGCCUACGAGAUGCCCUUCAUGGCGCUGGACCGCGUGUUGCUGCAAAGAGCGCGACCCGCCGGCCCCUCCAGCAAGAAGGCGGUCGCGGCCGCGGCCGUGCCGGUGUGCAGCGUCGCCACAGUGGAGGCCGUGGACGGCAGGGCCGUGGACGGCAGGCCCGACCUUCACGGAUACGACAACGCGGCCUUCGAGACGAUGGCCGAGAAGUGACGACGCGGAGGUCUCGCCGGCCGCCGGCGUGCUGCGGCGGGGUGGUGCGGCGGGGUGCAGCCCCUGUCGGCGUCAACCUAGUGCGGCCUCCGCGCCCCGCGUCAAGCUGACGUGCGUUCCUAACUGAGUACAAACGUUAGUGUUAGGUGUAAUACUGAAGCUUUGAACUCGGAGUAUUUUUCUUGCUGUAGCUUUACGGGUAGGAACUGUGUUCUAUCUCUAGUCAACCUAAUCCACCUAGUGCAAACAGAGGAGCGCGUUAAUUUCUGAAAACCAGUCCUGUCUUUACCGGGAUGACCAACAGAGAUGUCGUGUUCCUGGGCUUAUGGAGAGCACGGCAGCAGCUGAAGCCACACAUUUUCAAGCAUCGAGUUUUCAGAGCUGAAACUUGCACCAAAGUAAGAGAGCUGUGCAAAUUUAGAUUAGUAGAAUGCUGUACCCCACGGAUCAUUUAUACUUAAGUUGGAAUAUUCACAAGAAGUGCAGCAUGGCACAAACAUAGAUUUUAGAAACGUAUUAUUUUCAUUCCCACCAACACUGCGUGUGCUAGAGGCACACGGCUUCGAGGACGGGCCACUGGCAUGGCUCUGCACGGCGCUGUCUUUAUGUUUUAGAAAUAUGUUCCACAAAACGUGUACUUAAUUAAAUGUCUGUGAUAAAUGAACCUUUGUACGAGAGCACUUGCUGUUGAAUAAAGCGUCCAUGAGCUAA
This is a messenger RNA of Thrips palmi, 3289 nucleotides long. Its product is annotated as nose resistant to fluoxetine protein 6-like. The record is from RefSeq and is a predicted model, not a curated record. NCBI's taxonomy places the organism in Eukaryota, Metazoa, Arthropoda, Insecta, Thysanoptera, Thripidae. The transcript is spliced from 11 exons. The coding region runs from base 338 to 2578 and encodes 746 amino acids. Gene Ontology annotation, molecular function: acyltransferase activity, transferring groups other than amino-acyl groups.